Messenger RNA from Callorhinchus milii (elephant shark), 975 nucleotides. RefSeq names its product gastrula zinc finger protein XlCGF7.1-like. Gene Ontology annotation, biological process: regulation of transcription by RNA polymerase II. The transcript has 3 exons. The record is from RefSeq and is a predicted model, not a curated record. The annotation marks the transcript as partial. Gene Ontology annotation, cellular component: nucleus. Lineage: Eukaryota; Metazoa; Chordata; Chondrichthyes; Chimaeriformes; Callorhinchidae. Gene Ontology annotation, molecular function: DNA-binding transcription activator activity, RNA polymerase II-specific; RNA polymerase II cis-regulatory region sequence-specific DNA binding.
GAGAAGCCGUUCAAUUGCGCUGUGUGCUGGAAGGCAUUUGCACGGAAAUCAGAUCUUCACAAGCACCAGAAAACACACACGGGCGAGAAGCCGUUCAAUUGCUCUGUGUGUGGGAAGUCAUUUGCAGAUUCAUCAACUCAUCACAAGCACCAGAAAACACACACGGGCGAGAAGCCGUUCAAUUGCUCUGUGUGCGGGAAGUCAUUUGCAGAUUCAUCAACUCUUCGCAAUCACCAAAAAACACACUCGGGUGAGAAGCCAUUCAAUUGCUCUGUUUGUGUGAAGGCAUUUGCCCGUAAAGCAGAUCUUCACACUCACCAAAAAACACACACGGGCGAGAAGCCGUUCAAUUGCUCUCUGUGUGGGAAGCCAUUUUCACGGACAUCAACUCUUCGCAAUCACCAAAAAACACACUCGGGUGAGAAGCCAUUCAAUUGCUCUGUUUGUGUGAAGGCAUUUGCCCGUAAAGCAGAUCUUCACACUCACCAAAAAACACACACGGGCGAGAAGCCGUUCAAUUGCGCUGUGUGCUGGAAGGCAUUUGCACGGAAAUCAGAUCUUCACAAGCACCAGAAAACACACACGGGCGAGAAGCCGUUCAAUUGCUCUGUGUGUGGGAAGUCAUUUGCAGAUUCAUCAACUCAUCACAAGCACCAGAAAACACACACGGGCGAGAAGCCGUUCAAUUGCUCUGUGUGCGGGAAGUCAUUUGCAGAUUCAUCAACUCUUCGCAAUCACCAAAAAACACACUCGGGUGAGAAGCCAUUCAAUUGCUCUGUUUGUGUGAAGGCAUUUGCCCGUAAAGCAGAUCUUCACACUCACCAAAACACACACAUGGGCGAGAAGCCGUUCAAUUGCUCUCUGUGUGGGAAGCCAUUUUCACGGAAAUCAAAUCUUCAUCGUCACCAGGAAACACACACGGACGAUAAGCCAUUCAAUUGUUCUCCGUUGGAGAGGACACGGACUUCAAGCUAG